Strongylocentrotus purpuratus (purple sea urchin) is the source of this 1360-nucleotide messenger RNA. It is a transcript of the gene ttpal, whose product is annotated as alpha-tocopherol transfer protein-like. Gene Ontology annotation, molecular function: phosphatidylinositol bisphosphate binding. The transcript is spliced from 4 exons. The coding region runs from base 339 to 1199 and encodes 286 amino acids. The record is from RefSeq and is a predicted model, not a curated record. Gene Ontology annotation, cellular component: membrane. NCBI's taxonomy places the organism in Eukaryota, Metazoa, Echinodermata, Echinoidea, Camarodonta, Strongylocentrotidae.
AAUUAGCGCUGGCUGAGAUAAUGAUUGAUCGGGUUGGACUUUAUGAUUCCAACUCCCUAUGUAAUGAAAAGGCUCUUGAAGCCAUAUAACCGGCGUUAAUUAUUACACCGGACCCGAGUGAUACAGCAGUGAAUGUAUAGGCUAAAUCCAUCUUGAAUGCAGACAUAGCUAAGGAAUUCAACUGUUAUUGACUGGUAUCAUCCAAUUAAAUGCGUGCUUGACAGAAAGAAAUGGUUAUACAGACGAUGUCCAUGUCUGAUGUGAAAUUUCCGAUGGCGCCUCAAUCGCUUGAUAUAUUUUGAUGAUCGACUUCACGAUUAUCUGAAGACAAUAUCGAAAUGGCGUCUUACGAAUGGACUAUGAGUGAAGGUUUGAAGAAAAAGGCCGAGCUUGAACUAGGAGAGACGCCAAGCGUGAGGGAGAGUGCGCUACAAAAGCUCAGGGAACGCAUGGACGAGAAAAAGGGUAUCGUGUUCAAUACCGAUUCGAGAUUUUUGAUCCGCUUUUUACGCGCCAGAAAGUUUGAGGUGGAUCGCGCCUUCAAAUCGAUUGUGAAGUACUACGAACUGCACGUGAAGCACCCGGACUUUUUUGAGAAGUACCAUCCCACUGGUAUCAAACACGUUUUGGACGAUGGGUACCCGUAUGUGCUGGAGUCUACCGAUAAAGAAGGAAGGCAUAUAGUAGCCAUGAAGACAGGUCAUUGGGAUCCGAGGUUGUACCCCAUCACUGACAUCGCCCUUGCCCUCUUCAUGGUCAUCGACCAGCUCGUAGAAGACGAAGCUGCCCAAAUCAACGGCGUCAUCCUCCUCUUCGAUCUCGAAGGGGUCAAUUUAUCUCAGGUCACGUGUUUAACCCCAUCCGUUGCCAGGAAACUCACUUCCAUUUUUCAGAACUGUGUACCGGUCAGAGUGCAAGGCAUUCACUUCAUCAAUGAGAGUCUACUCUUCGAUGGAGCAUUCACUAUAAUCAAACCUUUCAUGCAAGAAAAGAUCAGAAAACGGGUCCGGCUACACGGUCAGAACAUGGAAACCCUUCAUGAAUACCUCUCACCCUCCAUCCUCCCUGACACGUUCGGAGGAGACAUUACCAACUACGACUCGUUACCGUGGCGACAAGCAUUCCUCGAAAGGGAUCUACGAUGGCAACCAUCGCACGAAGAGGGCGUCUUGAAAAAGAAGAAUAAAGGAAAGAAAUGAAAGACGAUGAAUAGCAUAUUAUAGUUAUGUAGGCUCAGUCUAAUAUUAUGUGUACCUAUUGACUGUUUUUUCAGAAUGAUAUGAAGUAUAUUUUAAAACAAUUUAUGGAUUUUCGAUGCCUGUCUGUCUCUGCCUGUCUCUAUCUAUCUCUCCCCUGUCUC